AUGCAUUUUCACACCCUCACAGCUUUCCUGGCCAUCUCCUCGGUCUCCGGCCUAGUUCUCCCCAGGGCCCAAGAUGCGAUCAACACAGAUAUCCCGGAAGCCAUCACGACGACCUGGGUAGGCGUGAAGAACAGCACAGGCGUGUACCCCGGCGCAACGCCCUCAAAGCGAUCAGUCCUCGACCUGAGCCCGCCAGUCAUCGACGAAGACGUAGCGCGCGCCCUCUCCACCAGGCGCGCCGGCCUGAUCCUCGCAGGGCGCAGCGUAAUCACGACCCUGCUGACCUCGUUCGCCUCGGGCGCGGCCGCCGAGGCGGGAAAGCUCGCGGUGGACGCGGCGGCGGAGCAGGUGUGCAACAUCCUCGGCUGGACGGCGGCGCGCGAGGCCUUCACCAAGGCGACGACGCGGGCCAUGUGGGAGCGCAACCCGGACUACGGCGUCUACGUCGCCGCUGUGUGCUACAACCAAGACUACGGGCUGUCGGACCCGGGGGCGAUGCGAGAGCGAGUGCUCAGUGGUGGCGAUAUGAUGGCUAUGGGCGUGCUCGUGACUGGAUGA
Messenger RNA from Diaporthe amygdali, 558 nucleotides. RefSeq lists its product as uncharacterized. The transcript is spliced from 3 exons. The record is from RefSeq and is a predicted model, not a curated record. NCBI's taxonomy places the organism in Eukaryota, Fungi, Ascomycota, Sordariomycetes, Diaporthales, Diaporthaceae. The coding region runs from base 1 to 558 and encodes 185 amino acids.